Aspergillus versicolor CBS 583.65 is the source of this 1192-nucleotide messenger RNA. RefSeq lists its product as uncharacterized. The record is from RefSeq and is a predicted model, not a curated record. The coding region runs from base 350 to 979 and encodes 209 amino acids. The transcript is spliced from 3 exons. Lineage: Eukaryota; Fungi; Ascomycota; Eurotiomycetes; Eurotiales; Aspergillaceae.
UUCUUUGGUUUCUAUGUCCUUCCCCGGGAGUUGUUGAUCUCUUUUGACUAGAAUCUCUCAAAAGUCCCGGAUUUGCACAUUUGGGCUGCCUUAUGUGGCCCUGUCUUUUUUUUUUUCGGUCACGUCAGCCGAAACAGCUCAUUUUGACGCGCCGAUUCACUUAUUUGGGUCGAUGUGGAGAUUGAUGCUUUUAUUUGGCAGUCCUACAAAGUGUUACCCUGUUUUCCGUUGACAUUCUUAUCCUCCUCCUUACCGUCGCCAUUGACACCAUUUAUCGAAGUCAAUAUACCCUUCAUCGACUUCCCUACAACUUUUCCCCUUGCGGUUUCUGAAAGGGUAUUUUGCUACUAUGGAAGAAUUUAUAUCUCCCACCGAUAUCAGUGAGCCGAGCAAUGGCCCUGAUAAGUGGUCUGCCUACGUCGAGGAAAAUCCUGUAGAGCCAGAUGGUGUCACCCAGGAUAUAAACACCGCAGAUCACGGCUACAAUUGGCGUGAAACCGACGAGGCUCUAAUGCAUGAAAUCUCGUCCGGUCCAACCGUACGUAUGGUCGAAGGAUGUGUCUUUGACACAGACAAGGAAAUGAUCGAAUUUUUUCCUGGGCAAUUCGUGGCGGGAGAUGCCUUUAAGCCAACCUUGAUUGCCCUCGCUGAUAAGAAGACCGACGCUGUAAAAGACUUCUGUGGUACACAAAGGCGCAAUGCACAAUUCUGCUUGAUUCGCGGCAACGAUCCUCGGGAUAAAAGGCUCCUACCUGCAACUUGGGCCGUCAAGGAUAACGGUGUUAAUGUGAGAGCCCAGGUCCGGGGCGGCAAUUCUGCACGCGAGCUUGCCAUCGAGUUUGUCGUCUAUCUUCAGGGUUCACCCGAGAUACCGUCUGCACGGCAAUCUGCACGCCGAACAUUUACGGCCUGCCAUACUCCGGAGACACUCUUUUAUACCUUCCCCGCGCGAACCCGCUGUACUAUCUCAAGUACGUAGUGGAUGUCGGAGAAAGACCAGAUACCUCUUCGCAAAGCUUUGAUUGAGAUACCGCGCAACGGUGUACAGCGGCAGGUCAACGCUAUAAACCGCCUAUGUACCGAGCCGCAUCUCAUGCGUUUCUCGGAGUACCUACUCAACCAAAAGGUUGAAGCGCGCCACCCCCUUGCAACCCGGCGAAGCCGAGGCCCUCAACGUUAUCAAGGAAACAUU